GGAAUAUAAUGACCAUCCUCUCUUUACACGUUAUUCUAAUCCAGCGAUUUUUUUUUUGGAGCCAAUAUGUCGACAUAAGAAAUGCAGUUUCCUGCACCGGCUCUAGUCUGUAGUCAAUUCAAGUUGCCUCCGGCGCGGUUAGUUCUGUGCUCCAAGAGAGAACAUGGCGGAAACAACUGGUUUCGUGGAUUCUGAGCUGGAUCGCGAGAGGAAAAUAAAUGAAACAAGGGAGCGAUUCAAGAAUGAAUAUUUGGCAGAAAAGUAUGAUCCUAGAGAUGUGGAAAAGCUUCAGAAAGAUGAUGAUUUGGUGCACAACUAUCUGCAGUGGCGUCUAUUCAACGUGGAUGAUACUUUAAAGAUGAUAGAUGAGAGUUUUCAGUGGAGGAAAGAAUAUAGAGUAAAUGACUUAACGGAAAAUGACAUUCCCACUUGGAUGUUUGACACUGGAGCAGUUUAUCUACAUGGUUAUGAUAAAGAAGGAAAUAAGUUGUUUUGGUUCAGGGUGAAGAUGCAUGUAAAGGAUGCAAAAACAGCUUCAGACAAAAAACGCUAUGUGGCUUUUUGGCUGGAGAGAUAUGCAAGAAGGGAACCUGGAAUGCCUCUGACUGUUGUGUUUGACAUGACAGAAUCUGGAAUAACUAAUAUAGAUAUGGAUUUUGUAAAGUACAUCAUCAGUUGUUUCAAGGUUUAUUAUCCAAAAUUCCUUUCAAAAAUGAUCAUGUAUGAAAUGCCAUGGAUCAUGAAUGCUGCAUGGAAAAUUGUGAAGACUUGGCUAGGCCCUGAGGCAAUAAGCAAGCUGAAGUUUGUAUCAAAGAAUGACAUUCAAGAGUUCAUUGAUCGUGAAUAUCUACCUCCAUACAUGGGUGGAAUGGACGACUUUAAAUAUAGCUAUCCACCUUUACCAGAUGAUGAUUUUCAAACACCACUAUGUGAAAACGGACCUAUUGUCAGUGAGGAUGAUACAGAAAGUAAAGAUGAUGCUGAAUCAGAAUGCAGGGAUCCACUUGAAAUGAGCCAGAAUGAAGAUCAACUGCAGAAAACAAAAAAGGUGAACUUUCUUGAAGAAAAUUUGAAACAAGCUGAAGAGAAAGGAAGUGGCAUAAGCAAGACAAAGUAUGUCAAAAAACCAAUGACAACAUUCAAAGGACAAUUGCUUAACAUCAGCCCUGCAGAAGAAUUGAACUUUGGAUCUAGAGAUGGUGAAAGAAAAUGUAAAAUAAUAUUAUACAAUGUGACUAAAAAUGUAGUAGCCUUUAAGGUAAGAACUACAGCUCCAGACAAAUACAGGGUAAAACCAAGUAAUAGCAGCUGUGAUCCUGGGGCUUCAUUAGACAUUGUAGUGUCCCUUCAUGGAGGUUCUCAAGCAUCUCCCCAGGACAGGUUUCUUGUAAUGGCAGCUGAAAUGGACCAGAAUUCUGGAACCAGUACAUCUGAUUUAGCUCAGUUUUGGAAAGACGUCCCCAAAGUCAAAGUGAUGGAACAUAGGUUAAGAUGUCAUGUUGUUGAAAGCAAUAAACCAAACAGUUUGCUUCUGAAUGAGAGAACAGUGGAAAACUAUGCUGAAAACAAUCAUGAAGAUAUUAAUUCAAAGAUUUUCAGAUUGAUGGCAAGCAAUAAAAAAUUUGAAGCACAGAUUGAUCAGUGCCUUUGGUUUCAAAAGAUGCUAAUGGGUUUGGUUUCCCUACUAAUGGCCAUUACCUGCUCCACACUUUAUUUGUUAUAUAAUGAAAAACGGCAGAUUUGAGACCUGCCGUUCCCUGCUGAGCCUGUUUAUUGCAAGUUGCCUGCUUUUGUAUCCAAAUCAUUAACAAGUGCCACCUAUUUUGUACUGGACAAGAUCACUCUGCAAUUUUACUGAUAUUGCGUAUAAUGAUGUAAAAAAAAAAAAAAAGUUAAAGUUAAUAGACAAAAAAUGAUGUAAAGUGCUAAUUAAAGUGUGCAGCCAUAUGAAAAUAUUUUAACUUUCUUUCUGUAUAUUGCCAUUAAUUAGUAUGCACGAUUUUAAUUAUGCACUAAAGACACUGGAUAAAAGUUUAAACCCAGAGUAGCAGAUACUGUAUAUUAGUAUGCAUUACUAAUGUGUAAAUUAGUAAACACAAAUGUAAAACACCUUAUGCCAUUAUAAUAAUUUAAAUAAUUUGUGUAAUUUGUUAUAGAGGGCAAAACUGUAGAUUCUGAUUUUUGAAUGAUGUACAGAGAUAUAAUUUUUUUCGUUAUUGUUUAUAAAUUAUUUUAUCAA
Molecule: messenger RNA, 2239 nt
Organism: Polypterus senegalus (gray bichir)
Lineage: Eukaryota; Metazoa; Chordata; Cladistia; Polypteriformes; Polypteridae
Gene: mospd2
Product: motile sperm domain containing 2
Exons: 15
Coding region: 164-1744 (526 amino acids)
Source: RefSeq, a predicted model, not a curated record